UCAUUCGGUGAAAACAUUUGACGUUGCUUUUUUCCACAAUUUCUUUUGCCGCUAUGACAUUACAAAUCUAAAAGAAUUUUAGAUUUUCUCAGAACAAGACUGAGGGAACACGAAUCAGCAGGAUUAGACACUUGAAACCGAUGACCGAGGCAGCAAGAGCACGACCCGCCAACUCUAGAGGGGCCGCGGGAGACACGCAAAUGUACCCGCUUUCCGGCGGAUCAAAGGAGCCACCGAAGCUGGACGACCUGGUGCAAUAUGUGAGCUUGUACGUAAGGAUCCCAACGCCGUUGACCGGCGUGGUGCUGCCCUUUGUGCCGCUCUACCUGUCCGCCUUCUACUUAUGGGUCCACGUGACUGGUGGCGAGGAAACACCUACAGCCGGUGUGAUUCCCCUCAAAAAUGAGACAACCACUGAUCAUUCCACAACUUGGAAUGACUUUGGCUUCAUUGCUGUGCUGGCUAUUGCCUUUCUGCACAUCCUCACGCUACUUUGUUGCUACUGGAGUGUGCAUGUGCUGGCUUUCCUCACCUGCCGUCGGGUGAAGCUGCCCGGCGCCAAUGUUCUGGCCAAAGUGGUACCCACUGCCAACAACGGAAACUCAAAGAUCGUACCCGUGCGCUCCUCCCAGCUGGAGGACGGAUCCACCCAGUAUUUCUUGGUCUUCCAGAAGACUAAGUACGUUUGGAACGAGGAUCGCAAAACGUUUCAGGCCGUUGAAUUCCCGGUAAAUGGGCUGCUGAGCAGCUACUCCUCAUCGCGCGGAUUAGAGUCGGAAGAAGCUAUUAAGCGUGCCACUUUCACGUAUGGCAAUAACGAAAUGGAAAUGGUGGUGCCCGAGUUCCACGAACUCUUCGUUGAACGCGCUACGGCGCCAUUCUUCGUGUUCCAGGUCUUCUCCGUGGGACUUUGGUGUAUGGACGACUACUGGUACUACUCCCUGUUUACGCUCUUCGUGCUGGUCGCCUUUGAGUGCACCAUUGUCAAGCAGCAGCUCCGAAACAUGUCCGAGAUCCGGAAGAUGGGCAAUAAGCCUUAUCUAAUCUACGCCUUCAGACAAAACAAGUGGCGACACAUUGGCUCCGAUGAGCUGUUGCCCGGUGAUUUGGUCUCGAUAACGCGCUCACAGAACGACAACAUUGUACCUUGCGAUUUGGUCAUCCUUCGGGGCUCCUGCAUCGUAGAUGAAUCCAUGUUAACGGGCGAAUCGGUGCCACUAAUGAAAGAGUCGUUGGAAUCGCUGGACAAUUUGGAUGUUGAGCUGGACGCCGAGGGAGAUGGCAAGCUAUUCGUUUUAUUUGGUGGCACUAAAGUGGUUCAGCACACUGCUCCUACGAAAGAAUCGCUUCGUGCUCCAGAUGGCGGCUGCAUUGGCUAUGUGAUUCGUACAGGUUUCAACACAUCGCAAGGCAAGCUUCUGCGAACGAUCCUAUUCGGUGCCAAUCGCGCCACUGAGAACAACGUGGAGACAUUCGCCUUCAUUGCUUUCCUAAUGGUCUUUGCCGUUGCCGCCGCAUCUUAUGUGUGGGUCAAGGGCAGCGAAGAUCCCGAGCGCAAUCGCUACAAGCUUUUCCUGGAGUGCACUCUCAUCCUGACGUCCAUCAUUCCCCCGGACCUGCCCAUUGAACUGACCUUGGCCGUUAACACGUCCCUCAUCCAGUUAACCAGAUUGUUUGUAUUCUGCACAGAACCCUUCCGAAUUCCCUUCGCCGGAAAAGUGCAGAUUUGCUGCUUCGACAAGACGGGAACUCUGACUACGGAUAAUCUUAUGGUAGAAGGAAUUGCCGGAUUGGCUCCCAACGGAGCUUGUGUACCAAUCGAAGAGGCAGAGGCGAAUACGGUUCAAGUACUCGCAUGCUGUCACUCAUUGGCUCUUCUGGAUGACGGACUAGUGGGAGAUCCACUGGAGAAGGCCACGCUAGCAGCAGUAGAUUGGACGCUUACCAAGAUGGAUAGCGUCAUUCCGAAAAAGCCACAGUUCAAGCCCCUGAAGAUCAUUCAACGCUACCACUUUUCAUCAGCACUGAAGCGAAUGUCGGUAUUGGCUGGCUACCUAAUGCCCUACUCCAACGAGGUGAAGCACAUAGGAGCGGUGAAGGGAGCACCAGAGGUUAUUCAGAAAAUGCUAAGUGAGGUGCCCACAGACUACGAAAAGGUUUAUUUGGAGUACGCUCGCCGUGGAGCACGAGUUCUGGCUUUAGGUAUUAAGGAGUUCGGCACUUUGGGAUCUCAAAAAAUUCGGGAAUUGAAGCGUGAAGAGGUGGAGUGCGAUCUGACCUUUGCCGGAUUUGUGAUAAUUUCCUGUCCCAUGAAGCCUGACUCCAAAUCCGUUAUUAAGGAGCUUAUUCAAUCCUCGCACAAAGUGGUGAUGAUUACGGGCGACAGUCCGCUCACCGCCUGUCACGUGGCCAAAGAGCUGCGCUUUACCCGGAAGAAGCUGGUAAUCCUAACUCCGCCCGACCAGGAGGAGGGCGACAAAUGGAGUUGGGUUUCCAUUGGUGGGGAUCAAACUUACGAGCUGGAUUUUAAGGAUGCUAACAAGAGAAUUUCACUCUUGUUGGCAACUCACGAUCUCUGCAUUACUGGAGAGGGAUUGCAGUAUCUGCAGCAGAACCAACAGCACUACAUGCGCCAACUGUUGCCUCAAGUCACGGUCUGUGCUCGUUUCGCGCCCAAGCAAAAGGAGUUCAUCAUCACGCAGCUGAAACAACUGGGUUACUGCACUUUGAUGUGUGGUGACGGCACAAACGAUGUGGGAGCCCUCAAGCAAGCCAACGUUGGUGUUUCCCUGCUAACCAGUGCUCCCGUGAAGCGAAAGCGCACCGAGGAGGAGCAGCGCCAGGCGGCGGCAAAUGCAGCUGCUGCAGCCGCCCAAGCAGCUGCCAAUGCCAACCAACAGUUAACGCCACGGGAACGGGCACUGCGUCGUCGCCAGGAGCAUAUCAACCAAACACAAGCUCGUCUGCAGAGCGCAUUAGCCGACAUGGAGGAGCAGACAAUGGUGAAGUUGGGUGACGCCUCCAUUGCAGCGCCAUUCACCAGCAAGUCCUCGUCGAUAAUGUGCGUGAACCACAUCAUCAAGCAGGGUCGUUGCACGCUGGUAACCACGCUUCAGAUGUUUAAGAUCCUCGCCCUGAACGCCCUUAUCCAGGCAUAUUGCCAGUCAGUGCUAUACAUCGAUGGCAUUAAGUUCAGCGAUACCCAGGCCACCAUGCAGGGCAUUUUUAUUGCCGCCUGCUUCCUUUUUAUCACACGAGCCAAGCCACUUAAAACGCUGUCCAAGGUGGCCCCACUGCCAAACAUCUUCAAUUUUUACACGAUUUCGACUAUUCUCUGUCAGUUUGCCGUGCACUUUGGAGCGCUCUAUUACCUUACCAGCCAAGCCAACAUUUUGGCACCACCUAGAGAAGGCAAAGUGAAAUUGUAUCUUGACAUGGAUCCUGAGGAGAAGACGAAAUACGAUCCGAACAUUGUGAGCAGCACAGUCUAUAUAAUUUGCUUAUCACUGCAAGUGGCCACCAUUGCGGUCAAUUACAAGGGCCAUCCUUUUAGGGAAAGCUUGCGUUCUAACCGCAUGCUGAUGUAUGCCAUCGGAGCCUCGGCCACAUUGGUCAUUCUUCUAUCCACGGGCUUGGCGCCCGAGUUGACGGAAUUCUUUGAGAUUAUCGAAUUCCCUACGGAUUUCCGCAAAACUUUGCUCUGUGUCCUAGUCGUGGAUAUUGUUGGAGCCUUCGUUUUGGACCGCAUUUGCUCAUUCCUGUUCGGGGAAACGCGUCGCAAGUCAAAGGUGCUGAACUGUUAGGACCAUUUAAUGCUAAGUACUAGAAAAGGAGCAACUUAAGAAAGAUAGAUAAGCCUUUCCCCUUUUAUUUCGAUCCCUCUAAUGGUAAACAACUUAUCGUGUUUAAUGGCGUCGGUUUCUUAAAUGUUAAAAUUCCGCAUCAAUGAAUCAUCGUAAUGCAUUUAAAGUGUAUUAACGGGCAAGUGUAUUAUCGACCAGCCUAUAUCAUUUUAGUUUGACAAAGCAAGAACCUUUGAUUCUUUCGACUACCGUAUAUGCGAUUAGUGAAAUUGUCGUAAUAUUUGUAAUGCUAAUAAAGAUAGAAAAAAUUUGAAAAAA
This is a messenger RNA of Drosophila ficusphila, 4121 nucleotides long. RefSeq names its product endoplasmic reticulum transmembrane helix translocase. The record is from RefSeq and is a predicted model, not a curated record. The transcript has 7 exons. Gene Ontology annotation, molecular function: ATP binding; ATP hydrolysis activity; P-type ion transporter activity. Lineage: Eukaryota; Metazoa; Arthropoda; Insecta; Diptera; Drosophilidae. Gene Ontology annotation, cellular component: endoplasmic reticulum membrane. Gene Ontology annotation, biological process: intracellular calcium ion homeostasis. Bases 141 to 3803 code for a protein of 1220 amino acids.